Messenger RNA from Puntigrus tetrazona (Sumatra barb), 3797 nucleotides. Its product is annotated as inactive rhomboid protein 2-like. Lineage: Eukaryota; Metazoa; Chordata; Actinopteri; Cypriniformes; Cyprinidae. The record is from RefSeq and is a predicted model, not a curated record. Gene Ontology annotation, biological process: regulation of protein secretion; regulation of epidermal growth factor receptor signaling pathway. Gene Ontology annotation, molecular function: serine-type endopeptidase activity. Bases 436 to 2868 code for a protein of 810 amino acids. Gene Ontology annotation, cellular component: endoplasmic reticulum membrane. The transcript has 19 exons.
AUGAAGGAAGCGCAGCAGGAAGGGAGGAGAAAUGAGCCCGGGCUUCCUUCUCUUAUCACUAGUUCUCUUUCAUAAACACUAUUUAAACGUGCUAGCUUCUUGCUACGCGUGCCAAUACAUCAACACACUUUUUAAAGGUUUAAACAAGUUAGUUUUCUAAGUUUUCAAGUUAGUAACGAAAGAUCCCGGUUCUCCUGCUGAACGCGUGAAUGAAAGAAAAGCGAAACGCGUGAAGUGCUGGAACACACGGCACAGAAGAGAAAGGGUCUCUUGAGGUCAAUGGCGCGCUUCUGGAGGACGUACACUCAUCUGUUAUCUGUCAGCAGAAAGACUGCUCUGAAGAUUAGUCAGUGAGUUACCGUUCCUCUUUUCAACUCCAAUCAUCCAAGACAAGGAGCGGUUUCUUCUGACAUAGUCUGAACCAACAGAAUCAGGAUGUCAUCUGAGGAAGAAGAUGCCUCAACCAGUAACAGUGGUCAAUCAAAAAGUAGGCUGAAGAGCAAGAAGCCACCAAGUCUGAUGAUUGCAAUUCCCAAACCAGAGGCUGACAAAAAGUUUCUACGGCCUUCUUUUAAGAAGAGUGUGAGUCUACAGCAGUCAAGUGAAGGAUUAUCAGACAGCAGUCCAUCUUCAAGGGAUCGGCGGAAAACAUUCAAGAGGCAAACGUCACUGUCUCAGAGCAUUCGCAGAGGUACAGCUCAGUGGUUUGGAGUGGGCAGUGAUAGUGAAUCCAAACAACAAGAAUGGCACAGGAAAAGUCUCCGACACUGCAGUCAGAGAUACGGAAAACUGAAGCCUCAGUACUGUGAACAGAAUGAGGCAGCCAGCAUAGAUUACGGCCCGGAGUCACCAGUGGCCCCCAGAAUGCCUAAGAUUGUGGAUCCUUUGGCUCGUGGGCGACAGUAUCGUUACGAGGAGUCUGAGCGACCGAGGACACCCCACACAGCCUAUCCUCCUUUGACCCCAGGAGUGACCUCUCUCUGCUCGUUCACCAGCCAGCGCUCUGGUUACAUGCGUUUACCACGGAGACAAAGAGAGUCGGUGGCUCGUAUGAGUCUCCGUGCUGCUUCGAAUCUUCUUAAGGGCCGACAUGGUAUACAGGGUACUCAAAGUGGACGUGGAUUUCAGAGGAGGAGUUUUGCUCGGCCCAGCUGGCUUGAAGAUGACACUGUGGAUACAGCAGACACCUCUGAUUCAGUUUUUUUUAGCAAAGUAGAUGCCCAUGAGGAGCUUUAUUCUAUGGCAGAUGAUGUUUUUGAGUCACCCCCUAUAUCAGCUUCUUGUCAUGUGACCGAUGUUUCUUUGACUGAGGGAGUAUCAUUGCAUAGCUUGGGUAAAAAGGAUGUCAUCAGAACUGUGACUCCCUCUGAGAAAGAAUUUUCUCGCCGUGGCGGUCGUAUUGCUUCCAAAGUGAAGCACUUUGCGUUUGAUAAGCAGAAGCGUGAGUAUGGAAUGGGUGUGGUAGGGAAGUGGCUGAACCGACACUACAGACGCAGUCUUAGCAGCCAAGUACAGAAACAGCUGGAGGAUUUUCAUAGCCAUCGGCCGUAUUUUACCUACUGGAUUACAUUUGUGCAUAUCAUCAUAACAUUGCUGUCCUGCAUUACAUAUGGAUUUGCUCCUGUGGGCUUUGCCCAACAUUCCACCACUCAGCUGGUACUGAGAAACAAAGGAAUCUAUGAGAGUGUGAAGCAUGUACAGCAGGAGAACUUCUGGAUCGGUCCUUGCUCUGAAGAUCUCAUCCACUUGGGAGCAAAGUUUUCUCCAUGCAUCAGACGAGACAGUCAAAUAGUGAAGCUUGCACAACAGGCCAAAGAUCUAGAGAGAGAGUCCGGCUGCUGUGUACAGAACGAUGGUUCUGGAUGUGUGCAGACCCAGAGUGACGACUGCUCGGAGACUUUAGCAGUGUUUAUAAAAUGGAACAAAGAGAAAGGUGCAGUCUGCCAUCAGGACCCAAGGAUUUGUGAAGAGCCAGCCUCAUCAGGACCCCAUGUUUGGCCUGAUGAUAUAACAGAGUGGCCGAUUUGUACAUACCCUAAAACAUGGAACCACACAGGAUACAAACACAUGGACUGCACACUGAAGGGCAGGCCAUGCUGUAUUGGAACAAAAGGAAGAUGUGAGAUUACAACUUGGGAGUAUUGCCGCUUCAUGCGUGGAUAUUUCCAUGAGGAAGCCACACUGUGUUCACAGGUCCACUGCCUGAAUGAUGUGUGUGGCUUGCUGCCAUUCUUGAACCCCAAUGUACCAGAUCAGUUCUACAGACUGUGGCUUUCCCUUUUUCUUCAUGCUGGUUUACUGCAUUGCCUGGUGUCUGUGAUUUUCCAAAUGACUAUACUAAGAGAUUUGGAGAAAUUAGCGGGCUGGUUACGCAUUUCCAUCAUCUACAUUUUUAGUGGUAUUACAGGAAACCUUGCCAGCGCCCUCUUCCUACCAUACAGAGCAGAGGUUGGUCCAGCAGGGUCUCAGUUUGGUUUGUUAGCCUGUCUGUUUGUGGAGCUGUUCCAGGGCUGGCAGAUGCUUGAAAAGCCAUGGAAGGCCUUCCUGAAGCUGUUAGGGAUUGUUCUCUUCCUUUUCUUCUGUGGUCUUCUGCCCUGGAUUGACAACAUUGCUCACAUCUUUGGCUUCCUCAGUGGUCUUCUGCUGUCCUUUACAUUCCUUCCAUAUGUCACGUUUGGCACCCUAGACAAGUAUCGCAAACGAGCUCUUAUUUUGUUGUCUCUGCUUGUCUAUUUGGGGUUGAUGUCCUCACUUAUUGUCUGGUUCUACAUUUACCCUAUAAACUGGUAUUGGCUAGAGCAUCUCACAUGCUUGCCCUUUACCAGCAAGUUCUGUGAACGCUAUGACAUUGAUCAUGUUGUACACUAACUUUUGAUUUUUGUAAACUGCAAGGGACUGAUUAAAGCAGCAACAAUGACUAAAACUGCAAAUCAUGUGAUACUGUAUUUGAGGUACAGCAACAGAACCAAGAGAAUGUAUUAAUAGCCCAUUUAUUCCCAAAGCCAUUCUGAACAUUUCUGGAUAAUGUGCAGGUACACUAAUGUCUAACACAGCAAAAGUGUUCCAAAAUGAUUGCAUGUGUAUAAACGGUGAGAUUUAUUCUGUCAUUUCGUGUUUAAAGACAUACAUAAGGUUCUUAAAAAAUUAGAAGCUUUUUUUCAUUUUACUGAACUAAUUUUAUGUUGAAAUUUCAGUGACGUUCAAAAGAAUAUUUCAUUCUUUGGUCACUUCUCUAGAUAUUUACAAACCUCUGGCUAGGCUAGUAAACCUAGUUUAAAGAACACACUAGUUUUGAGAACAAUAGCUUCCCAUUUUUAUUUUUUUGGAUUACAAGCAUGUGUUUCGGACAACUUAAAAAGGAAAUUAAAUGGACUUGGCAGACAUUUUCUGAAUAGUACGGUAUGUUAGUCAUUUUUUUUUCCAUGAGUCGUUUAAUUUAUCAGUCAUUUUAUCUAUUGUUUUUAUCUAUUGCUUUGCAAUCAAUAGAGAAGCUGUUGUUUACACCAAGCUAUUGAUGAUAAUAGGCAUACUGCAUGCAUAAAAUCAUGUGUGUAUUAAUUUGCAGUCUUCUGUCCACAUUCAAUGUAGUGUUAAACUUGUUCUGAUUUCUAUACAGUGCAUGAUUAUUUACUCAGGACUGCACUUGUGCCUUAAAGAACAGGAGUUCUAUUAAAUCUAACAAUCUGGAAUAUUUUGGUAGAUUUGAUGGUGUACAAAUAUGAUAGCAGGUGGACCAAAAAACUAGUGCUUGAAGUAAUAAUAACAAAAAUAAAGUUUGUACGUUUUAUUUUGUUAAA